UUUUAGUGCUUUUUCGCAGUUGUCUAAUGAAAAAAACGAACAAGAAGAAGAACAGUCUGCUGCAAUCAUAUGACUUGUCGAUCGAUAGAGAAAAAUAAAGGUUGAAUUUUCGUCGUACGCUGCUACGUGUUGGUUUAAAGAAGCGUUUGCAACAGUUUUCACAAACACUUGCCAGCCCCUAAAGAACCUAACAGUAAACGGAGCGCAUCCAUCCAGCCAAGCCUAGCGUAUUCCAGCGAAUUUCCAAUCUUCACUCUCUCUGUCGCUCUCGCUCGUUCUUCCAUCCCCAUUUUUUGUGCAGUAUGGACAGCUCGGGAUUCAUGUUCAACGUGGACAAUGGCUAUCUGGAGGGCCUCUGUCGCGGCUUCAAAUGUGGAAUACUCAAGCAGGCCGACUAUCUCAAUCUGGUCCAAUGCGAGACGCUGGAAGAUCUGAAGCUGCAUCUGCAGGGCACGGACUAUGGCAGCUUCUUGGCCAAUGAGCCAUCGCCGCUAUCGGUGUCGGUGAUCGAUGACAAGCUGCGCGAAAAGCUGGUAAUUGAGUUCCAGCAUAUGCGCAAUCAUGCCGUGGAGCCGCUGUCCAACUUCCUGGACUUCAUCACGUAUGGCUAUAUGAUUGACAACAUCAUAUUGUUGAUUACGGGCACACUGCAUCAGCGUCCCAUCUCGGAGCUAAUACCCAAAUGUCACCCAUUGGGCAGCUUCGAGCAGAUGGAGGCGAUUCAUGUUGCCUCGACGCCCGCCGAGCUCUACAAUGCAGUUCUGGUUGAUACACCAUUGGCGCCGUUCUUCGUUGAUUGCAUUUCGGAACAGGAUCUGGAUGAGAUGAACAUUGAGAUCAUACGUAAUACCCUGUACAAGGCAUAUCUGGAGGCAUUUUAUAACUUCUGCAAGAACAUGGGCGGCUCCACAGCCGAUGUCAUGUGCGAGAUCCUAGCUUUUGAAGCUGAUCGUCGUGCCAUUAUCAUUACGAUCAAUUCCUUUGGUACGGAACUCUCGAAGGACGAUCGUGCCAAGCUCUAUCCCAACUGUGGUAAAAUGUACCCCGAUGGCCUCGCCGCCUUGGCUCGUGCCGACGACUACGAGCAGGUGAAAACUGUCGCCGAGUAUUAUGCGGAGUAUGCAGCUCUGUUCGAUGGCUCCGGCAAUAAUCCUGGUGACAAGACGCUCGAGGAUAAGUUCUUCGAGCACGAGGUGAAGCUGAAUGUGUUUGCAUUCUUGCAACAGUUCCAUUUCGGUGUCUUUUAUGCGUAUCUGAAGCUCAAGGAGCAGGAGUGCCGCAAUAUCGUCUGGAUCGCCGAGUGCGUUGCCCAGAAACAUCGCGCCAAGAUCGACAACUAUAUACCCAUAUUCUAAGUCGAUCUAUACAAGUGAAACAAAAACAAAAAUCUUAAUUUCCUAAUGCAAUAUUUUGUGCUCCAUCAUUUUUUUUUUUUG
This is a messenger RNA of Drosophila hydei, 1436 nucleotides long. It is a transcript of the gene VhaAC39-1, whose product is annotated as V-type proton ATPase subunit d 1. Gene Ontology annotation, biological process: proton transmembrane transport; vacuolar acidification; vacuolar transport. Gene Ontology annotation, molecular function: proton-transporting ATPase activity, rotational mechanism. The record is from RefSeq and is a predicted model, not a curated record. The transcript has 3 exons. Bases 303 to 1355 code for a protein of 350 amino acids. Gene Ontology annotation, cellular component: proton-transporting V-type ATPase, V0 domain; lysosomal membrane; vacuolar proton-transporting V-type ATPase complex. Lineage: Eukaryota; Metazoa; Arthropoda; Insecta; Diptera; Drosophilidae.